This is a messenger RNA of Mytilus trossulus (common blue mussel), 7279 nucleotides long. RefSeq names its product kinesin-like protein KIFC3. Gene Ontology annotation, biological process: microtubule-based movement. Lineage: Eukaryota; Metazoa; Mollusca; Bivalvia; Mytilida; Mytilidae. Bases 442 to 3516 code for a protein of 1024 amino acids. The transcript has 21 exons. Gene Ontology annotation, cellular component: microtubule cytoskeleton. The record is from RefSeq and is a predicted model, not a curated record. Gene Ontology annotation, molecular function: microtubule binding; microtubule motor activity; ATP binding.
GGAAUUAAAGUUCUAAAAUAAAUAAGAUUUAAUGUAACCAUUUAAAGCAUGUGGUGUUGUAAAUCUUGUUUAAAUACUUUGUAUUGUGUUACUUAAUAUCAUUUAAAAUCUCUAUGCAUGGAUAAUUCAAUAUUUGUGAUAUGGCACAAAAAUGUGGAAUUUUAUUGGUAUUUAGAUGAACUUUUUCUGGACAUAUAGGUUUAGAAAUAUCAGCACAGAUAUCCUAUGAGGAAUAACAUGGAAUGAGUAGACAAAAUUGUUUGAGUGCCUAUGACAAGGACUUACAAAUUCACAAGAAAACAUUGUAGAAACAACAGGGAUAUGCAUUGAGAAGAUUAAAGUAGAAAGAGAUUAAGAUCCAGAUUAACUUGUGGCUUUAAGGAUUAACUGUGAGGUUUUUGGAUCAUUGUUUUCCAAUUGAAAAAAUAAGCAGUUUUGAAGAUGAAUAAAACACCUAAGAUUAAGAGAGCUGAGCCUGUGUUUAAGACUCCCAUGACUUAUAGUCCUAGGAUUGUAGGGAACAAGCCAGUUCCUUCGCCAUCAAGAGCAGAGUUAUGGAAGCAACAAUUAGGAUUUGAUGUUGAUCCAGAAGGAGGGGAGACAACUGAUUCAGAAUCAGAAGAUGAAACACGAAACAAAGAGAAUGAAAACUUUUCUGUAGUUGAAUACCAUGCACUGCAGAAAGAAUUGGAUGAAAGAAAUACACAGAGGGAUGAACUGUUGUUUAAAAUAAAGACUUUGACAGAUAAGAACAAGCAUUAUAAAUCACGUCUGGAGAAGGAGGAGCUAACUAAACGACAACAAAUGAAGAUCCUAUGUAAAAGUCAGGAGACACAACUCCAAGAGAAGGAUAACCUCAUCGGUAAUCUACAAAGUAUUAUUGAGGAACAUGAAGAACAACUCAUUGACAUGGAACACAAAAUUAAUGUAUUAUUGAGGAACAUGAAGAACAACUCAUUGACAUGGAACACAAAAUUAAUGGUAAGUAAAAGUCAGGAGACACAACUCCAAGAGAAGGAUAAACUCAUCGGUAAUCUACAAAGUAUUAUCGAGGAACAUGAAGAACAACUCAUUGAUAUGGAACACAAAAUUAAUGGUAAUAUGAAUACCAUCCCUCCAGGUAGUUAUAAACAACAUUCAUCUGUUAAACUUAUAGAAGACAUCAAGAGACUUCAAAUAGAGAAAACAUCACUCACAACAAAACUGGAAACAAUUACAUCAGAAAUGGACAAUCAUUCUUGUUCUUCUAAGGGGGAUAACUCUAGCGACAUUAGUGACUUGCAACAAGUUAUAGAAAGACUGGAAGAUAAAAAUCGUAAAUUAGAACAAGAAUUGCAAUUAUAUAAAAUUCAUGAAAAUGAUAAUACAGGACCGUGUCAUACUGACACAGAAAAACAAGUGGACAAAUUACAGACGGAUAAUGAUAAGUUACAUGAAGAAAUAGAGGAUUUAAAACGGACAAACAGUCGGACAUCAGAUCUGUUUAAGUUGAGUACUCAGGAACAACAACAGUUACAAGAUGAUCUAGUCAAACUGAGCUCAGAAAUCAAAAUAUUUGAUGAAAAAAUAACAAAAAAGAAUAGUGAAUUACAUAAAUUACAGGCAAGACAUAGAGACGAAGUCAGUGAUUUAAAAAAUCAAAAUCAGGAACUGUCGCAGAAAGUCAGGAAUCUUCAGGCAGAGAUUAUGUCACUGCAGGCAAAAAGUCCAGAAGUAGUGACAAAAAUAAAGAAGGUAGAAGUCCAGAUAGAAUCAGAGCAGUUGAAGAGUUCUUACAUCUCCAGUCAACAAGACAAAGAUGUCUUACAGUCCAAACUGACCAGUGUCCAGUUAGAAAUUGAAGAGUGUAAACAAAAAUUGACAUUGUCUCACAGCAAUAACACUCAAUUACUUGAACAGGUACAACAUUGGCAGAAUCAGUAUUCAAAUCUAGAGUCAGAAUCAGAAGUAGCACUUCAGGCAGCAGCAGAAGACAAGGAGAGAACAGUAGCAGACGUCAGAGAAGCCAUGAAAUCAUCCAUGCAUAACCUACAGAACCAGUAUGAUGUCAUGUGCCAAAAAGUCAGUGUAUUAGGGUCAUUGUACUCUGAUUUGACAGAGUCAUAUAUACUAAUAGAAAAACAGGCUAAACAGUUUCCCAAAAUCAUAAAGAAAACUGUCACUGAUGUAACAAAACAGACAACAAAAGCAAUAAGUGAAAUAAAUGAAUACAAUAAAGAAUUAGUGAAGAAAUAUCACAGAGAGAUGUUCUUAAGAAAGAAAUACCAUAAUGAACUCGUAGAACUAAAAGGUAAUAUUAGAGUGUUCUGUAGAGUGAGGCCUAAAAUCAGGGAGGAUGGUAGUGGUGCUAUGGCAAAUGAUGUCAUAGAUUAUGAUAGAGAUGAUGAUGGGUUGCUGUACGUGGCCAAUAAAGCCAGAACUCAGACAUUUGAAGUAGAUAAAGUCUUCACACAAACAAGCACUCAACCAGAGGUAUUUGAUGAAGUGAAGGCUUUAGUAACAUCCUGCAUUGAUGGUUACAAUGUGUGUAUCUUUGCCUAUGGUCAGACCGGCUCAGGGAAAACAUUUACUAUGGAGGGACCACAAAGUGAUCCAGGUAUAAAUCAACGAGCAUUGAAGGAAUUAUUCAGUGAAACGUCAACCAGGGGAGGCGACUGGCAGUUUACAAUUACUGUCAGUGCUAUAGAAAUUUAUAAUGAAAUGAUCAGAGAUCUGUUAAGUGAAGAUCCGUCCUAUAAGAUGGAAGUGAAGAUGAAUCCCGACGGAGGUGGGCUAUAUGUUCCUGGUCUGUCCUUUGUUGAAGUCAGUACUGUAGCACAUGUCAAUGAGGUAUUUUCUAUUGGUCAGAAGAACAGAGCCACAGCAACAACAAACAUGAAUGAACAUUCGUCCAGAUCACAUGCGUUACUAUGUGUUACUGUGACAGGGGUCAAUAGGACAACAAACACUAAAACUAGUGGUAAACUGAACUUGGUAGAUUUAGCAGGCUCAGAGAGAGUGAGUAAAUCAGGAGCUGAUGGUACUCGUCUGAAGGAGGCUCAGAAUAUCAAUAAAUCUCUGUCUUCUCUGGGAGAUGUUAUACAUGCCUUAAGGUCUAAACAGAACUUUGUACCCUACAGAAACUCCAAGCUCACAUAUCUAUUACAAGAUAGUUUAGGUGGGGAUAGCAAGACCUUAAUGAUAGUACAGGUUGCUCCUGUCGAGAAAAAUGUGGCAGAAACUAUUUGUAGUUUGAACUUUGCUCAACGGGUCAGAACUGUGGAAUUAGGUCAAGCUAGUAAGAAGGUGGAAUCAGGAGAAGUUGAGAUGGAUAUUGGAGCCAGUACACCAAGUAAAUCAUCAACUCCAUUGAAGCAGAACAUUGGUGGUUCAGCCUAUACACCAAUCAAAAAUAGCAGCAGCACACCAACACUACGAAAUUAUACUGGUACCCCUAUAGGAAGUACCACGCCUAACCAAUCAACACCAAAUAAAGGGGGGACACCAGUUGCCUCUAAAUAUCCUAGAAGAAAGUGAUCAAUUUAUAAACAGUUAAUCUGCAAUGAAAAGAUAAUCUCAGUUAAAUUACCAUGUGGAAGUUCAGCUACUAAUAUUGUGUUCAAUUUUGAUGUAAAAAUUGUUUUGUUUUCAUUUUUUAUAUAUGUUUUUUGUUUUUUUCAAAAGCUAAUUAAUGACAAUUUUCAUGUGACCAUAAAUUCCCUUUACAAUGUCAACAUAUUUUACAUAUUGUGUACAGUUCCUAAAAUUCUGUGAAAGGAAGUAUACUUAUCAAGUUGACAAUGAUUUAGAUAGAGAAAUCCUGAUUUUAACUGGAAAAUAUACUUUAUUUCUAGAAUUUAUUGCCAUUUCAUAUUUUAUAGACUACUGUGAAAGUACUUUAAUUCGUGGGUAUCAAUUUUCGUGGUUUGAGCAAUAUUUACAUGUUCGUGGGUUUUUAAAUUCGUGGAUUUUAGUUUUCUAAAAAAAAAAAAGUGAAAAAUUAAAGCCUUUAGAAACGAAGGUUACAAACAGUCUGGUUUGAAGGAAAUUGCAAAGUAAACAUUGACCCGUGUAAAUCGUAGUGGUAACACUAAUUAACCCAUGAUAAAGUGAUCAACAGAUUAAAGACCACCAAAGGUCUUAAUUAGGCCAUAAACAUGUCACCUAAAGAAAACAGUAACAUAAACAAAUGCUAUAAAAAGUAAAAUCACAAAAAUACUGAACUCAGAGGAAAAUCAAUUUGGAAAGUCCAUAAUCACAUGGCAAAAUCAAAAAACAAAACGCAUAAAAAACGAAUGGACAAGAACUGUCAUAUUCCUGACUUGGUACAGGCAUUUUCAAAUGUAGAAAAUGGUGGAUUAAACCUGGUUCUAUAGCGCUAACCCUCUCACUUUAAUAACAGUCUCAUCAAAUUCCGCUACAUUUACAUGAUGCGUUAAAUAAAGUCACAAUUAAUAAAAUAGUCAAAUUAUGGGUACAUCAGUCAUCAUCGUAUAACAAUUUUAAAAGGAACAAUUUAACAGGACACAAAAACAUCUACUAUCUACGAACACAUGGAUUGAUAUGAGUGUCUGACGUCAGAAAAAUUAUAUGCGUCACAUAAAUUUGUCGUUCAAUGUGCAUACAAACAAUUUUAAAAUUUACAUAGGCAAUGUACGCAUACAGGGUUAAAAAAUCAAAAGUAUGUAAGAAUAAAUUACAGAAAUAGACCGAGAUUCAAACUAGUCCAAAAGUUAUACAUAGAAUUUAUGAGAAUCCAAAACUUUUAAAAGGAACAAUUUAACAGGACACAAAAACAUCUACUAUCUACGAACACAUGGAUUGAUUUGAGUGUCUGACGUCAGAAAAAUUAUAUAAACGUAUCUUGAAUUGUCAAAUAAUUCUUAUCAAAAUCAAGCCCAGCAUGAAAUGAUUAUUUCCCAUAUGUACGAGAACUAGGAGGAUUUAAAAUUAACACUUUAUCAUACUAGCAUAUCAAGUCCGGAAAUCUAACUUUCAUCGAUCAAAAAUAUUUUUUAUGAGAAUUUAAAGAUCAAAAGUUGUACAGUUUAGGUUAUUACAGAUUAAAUGGGUAUAAUCCUGCAUGUGGUUGUAGUUCUGUAACUGCUCUUAAAGUAUUCUCAGAUUUGGCGUUAUUCAAUAUGUUCUCUAGAUCAUAUUGAUCAGUUACUGUAGUCAAACCUACCGAUGGGGAUCUUUCCAUGUCUUGAUUUGGAUAAUGGUUGUUUUAUUUCGUUGGACACUUAAAUUCGUGGAUAAAGUCAUCCACGAAAUCCACGAAAAUUGGUACCCCACGAAUAAAAGUACUUUCACAGUAUCACAAAUUACCUUGUUUACUUUAUUUUUUAAACUUGUUGAGUAUAGAUUUGGACAAAAGACAUGAAUUAUAUGUGUAUAUAUUGAAGUAAAAAGUUUGAAAUGUAAUUAUGUGCUUAGUGCUUUAUGAAUAUGUGCCUUGUAUUUAAACAAAUAGUGAUAUGACCAAUGUAUAAAGCUUUUAUUUACAAAGUGACUUUGUUAAGAAUGAUGUGAUAUAUCUUUGACAAUGUUAUAAAUCUUGUGAUGUGAUAGAGUUAGACUUUAAGGUUUUUGUUUUUGUUUGAGUGAACCUUUCAUUGUAAUUAGUUCACACAUCUUUACUUGCCAAGUUCCAAAAAUUAAGGACUGAGAUUUACAAAUUCUUUUUUGUCUUGUAGAUCUUGAAUGUAAGAUUCAUUAAAAAAAAAUAUCAUAUCAAAGUAGUGUAAUAGUUAAGUUGUAGAUAAUUUUUCAUAAGAUUUUCAAGAUACUUCAUGUAAGGCUAUUUUUCUUGAUGAAAAUAUUUGCCAUAAAACCCUAGUCGGAGUAAAUGGGUCUAGUCAACAUAACGAGUUGUUACAUACUAUUGUAGUUACAGGUAGAUCUUAGAUGGAUUUAGAUUAGAUUAAGAUUGGUUGAAUUUUAUUUUAUGUACACAUUUAUUGUUCUACAUCUAGAUUUUUUUGGCAUACUCUUGUAUGGGUUUUUGUUUUUGUUUAAUAUGUUCUAUUGGACAUAGAUAAUUUGACUUUUAGGAACAUGAGCCCUAUUGAGCAUGAAUUGUAAUUUUUUUACUUUUUUGAAUGUCAGCAAUAGAAUUUUAUAUUUUUUUAAUUCAUGUAAGUAUUGAGUCCUGCAUUUUCAAACAGGUACUUGUUAAUCUUUCUUUUCUUUUUUCCAAUAUCAAGAGCAUUUAAUAGUUAUCAAAAGUACAUGGCUUAUAAUUUGAUUUGCCAGACACUGGUUUCAUCUUCAUAAGACUCAUCUUAUUUUUAACUUACCUUUAUUUGAAUAUUCUUGCCUUUCUGCUUUUUCUCACCUGCCCAUUAAAAUGUGUUAAUUCCCCUUUUUUUCAUGUGAAUAUUAAUCUUUUUCAAUAGAAUAUCUCAAAACAAACCAAUGCUAAUGCUGUAUGGUUGAGAAUUUUUAUCAAAUUUUUACUGUUUUAAAUCAACAGAUCUGCAAAGAAAGAUAACUCUUGAAUCAAAGAAUGCAUCACAAAUUGAGAAUUUGUCUACACCCUAUGGUAGAGCUCCACUAUUAAUGGGUGGAAAUACAAGACACUAUGUUAACUACAGCAUGAUCCAUAUUUAAAAAAAAAGGAUAUUUGUGCAUAGUUUUGCUGGUAUAUUACUGGUCAUUAAGUAUUUCAAUAUUUAAUUCAAAAAUUCUAUUCAUAGUGAAAUGCAUUUCAUAAACUAUGAAAUCCAUAGAAAUGACGAUAAUAUUUUACAGUAUUUAAGAGAGAAUUUAUUUGCCUUGAACGUAGAUUUUUUGUUUAAAGUCUGAAUUUUAAUACUUAGAUAUUCCCUCUUGGUCUGUGCUGGAUAAGACGUGACAAACUCUUUGCUCUGAUCAUAGAAUAGAGAAUGGAAACGGGGUAUGUUUGGAAGAACAAUUGUUUUACUUUGCAUGUGCAAAUAAUGUUAACAGUGUUAAACAUUUUUGGAUUGUUCAUUAUCAGGUGAUUAAUUAUAAUGAUUACUUGUAGCUAGAUUCAUAACUUGUGUUUAAAUUUGCAUGAAAUUAAUUAAACAAUAAAUCAAAAAUAGGGACAAAUUUCAUGCCAUUUCAGAUAUCCCACCGUACAUCAUUACAUUUUUCAGCUUCAGUGCUGAGUUCCAAGCAAGAUUGUUAUUUUUUUGUAUGAACUUAUGUGAUAUGAAUGAAAUCAGUAUUGAAUACCAGAAUUGUGAUUUAUGAUACAAUGUACAAACAGGUCAUGGAACAAAGAACAUGUUUCGAAAAUCUUUCAAAAGAAUAAAUGAGAUCUUUCAGUUUU